This is a messenger RNA of Hylaeus volcanicus, 1946 nucleotides long. RefSeq lists its product as uncharacterized. The coding region runs from base 9 to 1946 and encodes 645 amino acids. The record is from RefSeq and is a predicted model, not a curated record. NCBI's taxonomy places the organism in Eukaryota, Metazoa, Arthropoda, Insecta, Hymenoptera, Colletidae. The transcript is spliced from 8 exons.
UAUCCAACAUGGAUGCAAAAGCGUUUCAACAGCAAUAUAACUUAGCUGUUCGUAAGCUUGAUGCGUUUUUGUUUAAGGUAUCUGAUGGAGUAUCGCUACAAGAGAGUGACACUUUUGAGGUCGUGCUCAGUACUUUACAUUGUGCUUUAUAUGUUCGAGAACAGGCUAGAAAAGAGAACAAGGUUGUCGAUUUUAAUGAAAAAAAAAAAAUUUCUACAGAGUGGUUUCAACAAGUCAACGAAGGAUUAGUGGAACGUUUUAUGUCGUUAACAUGGUCAGGAAAUCCAUUUUGUCAGCGCCUAGCUUUGACUAUUUUCUUUGAUCUUUUACAUGUUGACUUACUUGGCUGGAUUGAAGGUUGUACGCGUUUUAUGCCUGAUUUGCUUCAGAGCUCCAAUCCCCUCAGUGUGUAUUACGCCCUCAACUAUGGACUCGUUCGUUACCUUUCUGUUCUCGAGUCUUACCUAAAGAAAAAUAGUAAUACAAUUUUACCUAUGAACUCACUUGAGAUUUUCACAAACAUUCUUUUAGUCUUUGUAAGAGAAAUUCAAAAAUUGUUGAUUGGAGCUCACAUAAGUAGUGACGUUGAACCCGUGAUGGAGACAAAAAUUAGCAAUUUAUCAAAUGAUUCAUACACUUUAUCCAUCAAUUCUUUAAUUUCUUCUAAUGUUGGUUUAAAAAUUGUAAAACAAAUUUCAAUUUUUCUCCAGCGAACGAUUUGUCUACAACGUUUUCAAAUUGAUAAUUUUCCCAAAAAUUACAACCAAGUCGCAAUAUCUUGUUUAAAUACAAUAAUCCAUUUACUCAUUUAUCCGCUAGGCGCUCAAAGAACAAGUCAUUAUAUAAUUAUCAUUGAGUCCUUGUGUGAUAUUAUUUUGAUGAAAACGCUUCAAAUUCGAUUGUUAAUGUCUUGUUUAAAAACGUUUGGCUUUCUAUGCUUAUGUGUUUCACUUCCGUAUAAUGAUGGUGAAUGUUAUCUGUUGAAUCCAUUAGUUUUAAAGAAACAUUCGCAGACUGCUCCAAUGGUCGUCGAGAUGUUAAAGGAUUGGAUUGUUUUUUUUGAAAAAAAAAAAAAAUAUAAAAGACGAUCCAUUCUCGAGUUUUGUUCUAAUGCCAAUAGACGGAAUCCGUUGCGUGUCAUUAUGGGUUUACAAAUUAUGAAACUAUUAGCCUCGACUCCUACUAAGAAUGAUCUUUUGUCGGAUCUAUUUUUAUUUCAAUGCAUGUCCCUUUUAAGCGACAUGGUUUCUUCAACUUUCUUUUCAAUUUCAUCUCUUCGCCAUCAAGCUGAGAGCCUUUACAUAUCUGGUUUAUUCAAGACGUCCAUUCUGGAUGUGAAGCUUCCCGUUAACACGGUGGCUUUAUCCACUUCCGAAUGCCACGAUCAAUCAAUAUGCUUUGACGACGGAGAGGGCUUCACCGAGCAAUUCGGACUACCUUGUAAAAAAAAAAAUAUUGACGUUGUCGCUUGGUUAACAAGUGUUAAAAGUCAUGAAGAUGUUGUGGAAUUAAUUAUGAAAAAUUUUUUAAAAAAACUUGAUAAUUCCUCAAUAAGAUAUGUCGAUGAAAUCACUCCUUUAGACAGUCACCCUGCAUAUGUUACCACUGUAAAUGAUACAAAUGUUGUGGUUGCGGCACCCGUGGAAAUUUCAUUGACGGAAGGAUUUCAAAAUCCUGGUGGUGCACUUGAAGUAUCCCUACAUCAACUCAAAUCCACCGUAAGUAAAGAACUCGAGGCACUGUAUAAGGAGGAGAAAUGUCAAUCUCUCCCUGAAAACAAAAUCAAUAUAGAACAGCCAGAUUUAAACAUGGUAGAUUUUAAAAUUUCACUUGAUGACAUUCUAACAUCACCAAAGACUGAAAAGAUGAUAGUAUGUACACCUCUAUCAUUCAUUAAAAAACAUCAAGAAGCACCAAACCCAGCCGUCCCUUCCUGCUACUGUUGA